UGUGCCAGGGAAGAGUUUCUUUCCAACAUCUGAUCCAACCCUCUGGCACUGAAGCCGUUCCCCUUUGUCCUGCCCAUGCCCUUGGCCAAAGUCCCUCUCCUUCUUUCUUGUGGGCUCCCUUCAGCCAGUUUGUUCAGCCUUGGGCUGUGCUUGAUAGGAAAAUGUCCAAAACCUGCUUUUUCCCUGGACAGACAUCACAUGAAGGAAUUCUUAACCUUUCCUGAUUCCACACCUUUGUUCUGACUGGCAGGUUUGGAACAUUUUGGGGGCUCCUGGACUGCUCAGGGAUGCUCAGAGAACGCUGCAGCCACAGGGAGUCUCUCAUGACAGGGUGACAGUGCAGCACAGGCUGUGGUGGUGCCUCUGUGGCACUUUCCCUUUCCCUCCCAGGGUGGCACAGGUUGCGGACAGCGGGAUCAGCACCUGGCUCCAGCCCUCGGAGCUCCUGCAGCACCGGAGUCCCGCUGAAAUGUGGGAAUCGCCGCUGCCACAAGGGCAGGCUGCCACUGUCCCCUGGUCAUUUGAUCUCUCAAAGAGCCUCACCUGGGCCCGUGUUGGGCCGUGCCAGCCCCCAGGGCACACAAAGACCCCGAUUGUGGCUCCUGCCCGUCCCGGGGCUGGGCAGGAAGAGCUGCUCCGGGCACUGACAGCAGCGCUCAGCUCCCGCUCCAGCCUCAGGUUUCCCCCUCCUGCAGAGCCCUUUGGCUGCGAGGGACGGGUAUUUAUGUCCCACAGACACACGUCCAGCUUCCCCAGCUGUGCCUGGAGCCGGGAUCAUGCCCAGUCCGUGCGUGGGCGGGAGGCAAAGCAGCAGCAGCCGGGUCCUCGUCUGAGGUGGAGGAUGGACGGAGGGGACGGUGCCAGCCGUGCUGCCCCUGCAGACAGGAGGGCCACAGUGCUGUUCCCAGCUCCCUCCAGGACCUUCUGGAUCAUCUCGUCCGUUGCCUUGUUGUUUUUUGCAGCUGUUGGCAUCAGUGUCCUGGGGGUUCUCAGCUUCUCCCCCAGCUCUGCCCAGGCUGGCUCCCAGCUCGGCCGAGUGACGCUCCAGGGCCAGCAGCACCCGCUGAGGAACCAGACAGCCGUGGUGGACAAGGCCAGGAGCACCGUCACCUACCACGUCACCUCGCAGAGCAACCUGAGCGCCGCGGUGCUGUACGACAGCAGGAACGGCUAUGUGUGCUACAAGCCGCUGGAGCAGCGAGCCUGCUUCCUGAGGAGGAUGGAGCCCUGGGACCUGCAGACGGCUCUCAACACCUCUGAGCACCCCGCUGAGCAGCUGCUGCAGCACAACAACCAGACCAGGUUCUACCAGGAGUUCCUGGGCAUUGUGGCAGGGGAGCAGGUGGAGCCCGGGGGCCUGGGGGAGGCCGUGCAGGCCCUGUGUGAGCACACAUCCAUCUUCUGGGUGCGGAGAGGCCAGGGGCCGGGGAAGCAGCGCCUCAUCUACCUGUGCAUCGACAUCUGCUUCCCCAGCAACAUCUGUGUCUCCAUCUGCUUCUAUUACCUGCCCGAGUAAGUGCUGCAGCCACAGCCACCCUCUCUGCCCUCAUACUUGAACUGGAUUCCUGAAAACCUCUGACUUCCACGAGGGAGCACCUACAACAUCCCCAGAGCCUCCUGCUGAUUCCACGCUGCAGGUCAGGAGAGUUUAGAGAAACAGGAGGCUCAGCACUGUCAGCACAGACAGUGCAGCUCUGCUCCAGGGCUGCACCUCCUCUGUGGGAAUUGGGAGACCCAGGCCUGGAGGAGUCCUGGGAAGCAGCUAGAGUUUUGGGGCUCCAGGCUCUGUCCAACACAAGGUGGUUGUUGUUACAGCUGGGGGUGGUUGGCUUUAGGAGAGCAGCUCUCCAAGUCACUCUGUGAAACAUUUUGAAUAAAGGGAUUGCAAACCAA
Cyanistes caeruleus (blue tit) is the source of this 1893-nucleotide messenger RNA. RefSeq names its product BRICHOS domain containing 5 (gene BRICD5). NCBI's taxonomy places the organism in Eukaryota, Metazoa, Chordata, Aves, Passeriformes, Paridae. The record is from RefSeq and is a predicted model, not a curated record.